AUGUCGUUCUUCAUUGAUAACCCUAAUGUGGGUAACCACAAUCAUUUGGAAGACUCCCGCAUUCUCGGCUACAACCCUCUCACCCCGCCCAAUCUCCUCCAACAUGAGAUCGCAUUGACCGAGACCUCACGAAAGACCGUACUUGAUGGACGCAAUGAAGCCGUCGCAAUUGUCCAUGGCACAGAUGAGCGCCAGCGUAUGAUGGUAGUGAUUGGACCCUGCUCCAUCCACGACCCGGAAAUGGCCCUCGAAUACUGCGAUCGCCUAAUGAAGAUGAAAGCGAAGUACGCCGACGAUCUGCUCAUUGUGAUGCGCUCGUACCUCGAGAAGCCACGCACAACCGUCGGCUGGAAGGGCCUGAUCAACGACCCCGAUAUCGACAACAGCUUCAAGAUCAACAAGGGUCUCCGCGUAUCACGCCAGCUGUUCGUCGACCUGACCAACAAGGGCAUGCCCAUCGCCAGCGAGAUGCUCGACACAAUCUCCCCCAGUUCUUGGCUGACUGUCCACCGUGAGCUUUCCUCCGGUCUGUCUUUCCCCGUUGGAUUCAAGAAUGGCACCGACGGUUCGCUCGAUGUCGCAGUCGAUGCUAUUGGCUCCGUCAAGCACCCCCACCACUUCCUGUCCGUCACAAAGCCCGGUGUUGUCUCCAUUGUUGGAACCGUUGGUAACCCUGAUUGCUUUGUUAUCCUUCGCGGAGGCAAGAAGGGUCCCAACUACGAUGCUGCCAGCAUCGCCGAUGCCAAGGCCAAGCUUAGUGCCAAGGGCAUGCGUCCCCGUCUUAUGGUUGACUGCAGCCACGGUAACUCUGAGAAGAACCACAAGAACCAGCCCAAGGUCGCUGCUGUGCUUGCUGAGCAACUCGCUGCUGGUGAGGAAGCUAUUAUGGGUGUUAUGAUUGAGAGUAACAUCAAUGAGGGCAACCAGAAGGUCCCCGCAGAGGGCAAGGCCGGUCUCAAGUACGGUGUCAGUAUCACAGAUGCUUGCAUCAACUGGGAGGACACCGAGUCAGUAUUGGAGACCCUGGCUCAGGGUGUUCGCGCUCGUCGCGAGAAAUCGGAAGCGAAAUAA
Messenger RNA from Penicillium coprophilum, 1071 nucleotides. Its product is annotated as 3-deoxy-7-phosphoheptulonate synthase. Gene Ontology annotation, molecular function: 3-deoxy-7-phosphoheptulonate synthase activity. Bases 1 to 1071 code for a protein of 356 amino acids. The transcript is spliced from 5 exons. Gene Ontology annotation, cellular component: cytoplasm. The record is from RefSeq and is a predicted model, not a curated record. Gene Ontology annotation, biological process: aromatic amino acid biosynthetic process. Lineage: Eukaryota; Fungi; Ascomycota; Eurotiomycetes; Eurotiales; Aspergillaceae.